AUGUUAUAUCGGAGACGCGUCCGACCUCGAGGAGACGCGCCUCGCUCCUUCCAAACCUCCAACCCUCCACCACACCACACUUUACCCACAACCCCAUCGUCAGGUCCCCAUCAACGCUCUCCUUCGCAUCGCGCUGGGCGAGUCGCUGGCACUAUGGGCAAUCAAAACAGCCGCGAGCUAGAAGAGACGGACAAUUUCCUUCAGGCCAUGGGAUCGCCUUCGGCUAAGGAUCCUAUUGACGACUACGUAGCAUUCCAGUCUCUACGCGCCGAAAUCCAACGACAGCUCGACGAGCUGGACAGCGCCGCACUUGCUGCAAGGCUUUCUCGAGGCGACGAAGACGAUCGCAUCACCAUAGAGCGUCUUAUCCAGACAGACCAACAACUCCACCGGGAUCAUGUCCUGGUCGAACGACUGCAAGCCGAAGAAGACCAGGCCAAAAAUGGGGACGAGAACGCACACCCCACCGGCGAGAAUAACGAGAAGUCUAAGAAGAGAACCCACGAAGAAGCCUUUAAGUAUGCGAGCCAUGUCGAGUGUAUUGCCUGCUUGGAGCGAAAGCCGGCCUACGAGGUCAUCCAACUUGGAUGUCGGCCUGCUCUUCACCACUAUUGUCCCGACUGCUUGGGGAAUCUCUUCAAAGCCUCCAUGAACGACGUCACGCUUUUCCUCCUAAGUGUUGCAAAGUUCCCAUCAGCCUAUGUCAGCCAUCUCUUUACACCAGACUUUGUGAAGGAAUUCAAGGAAAAAGUGGUGGAGAUCUCGACGCCGAACCCUACGUUCUGUCACAGUCAGCAUAGCCAUCGUCCGGAAUCCGUUAUCGAGAUCGAUAGCAAUGACGAGAGAUAUGUCGAAGAGGCCGCUCAAACUAUGACGAGCAUCAGCUUUGUGUACGAUAUUGAUUUAGAUGAAGAGCACGGAGAAUCAUCGAAUCCGAUCUCGAGAGAAAAAGGAAAAGCGAAGUCUACAGCAGCCACUCAUACUGAGUGCGUGGCUUGCCUAGAGACCAAGCCUAACUUCGAUAUGCUGCGUCUCAAUUGUCAACCGACCCCUCAUGCGUACUGCCGCGAGUGCAUCCUAGAUCUCUUCGAGUCAUCCUUGACAGAUACAUCGCUCUUUCCUCCGCGCUGCUGUCGCAUUCCUAUUUCUUUGGUCGACUGUGAGCCUUUCUUCACGCGGGACUUCGUUGACCUCUUUAUCGAGAAGCGUAUUGAACUCAGCACCUCAGAUCCGACCUACUGCUCAAGCGUACCCUGUGGACAGUUUAUUCGUCCAGAAUUUUACAGCGGAGACAUUGCCACCUGCCCGAAGUGUCAGCAUGAAACCUGUAGAAUCUGCAAAAUGCGUGGUCACUAA
Messenger RNA from Mytilinidion resinicola, 1356 nucleotides. RefSeq lists its product as uncharacterized. Lineage: Eukaryota; Fungi; Ascomycota; Dothideomycetes; Mytilinidiales; Mytilinidiaceae. Gene Ontology annotation, molecular function: zinc ion binding. The record is from RefSeq and is a predicted model, not a curated record. The transcript has 3 exons. The coding region runs from base 1 to 1356 and encodes 451 amino acids.